AUGAAUAGUGGUAUUAGUAAUAAUGGUGCGACAACUACUACUACCAACACAAAUAUUAGCAGUAGAGCAUUGGGUUCACCAAAGAUGGUGACCAAACUCAGACGAAACACAAGUGUUGAUGGAUCAUUGGGUGGAUCAUCACAUCAUCAGCAACAAUCACAACACCAACCACAACCACUACAACUACAACAACAACAACAACAAGGCAAUGCAGUACAAGCACCUGGAAAGUGGGUGUCUGUCAAACCAAAGGCGAUAAUGCGAUCACCACGAGGUGGUGGAGCGUCAGUUCACAAGGGCUUGCUGUCCAAAUCGAGACUAGUGGGUGCCAGCCAUCAGCAGCGACAUCAACUACUUCAUCACCAUCACCACAACCACACACCCACCAAGCGAAGUGAUCACCUCAUAAACAGGAAUAACCAACUGUCGUUUGGCUCAUUGUCUGACCUUGGCGCACUGUUACCAAGCGUGGAUGACAUCCAAGAGGGCGGCGGGAUCAAGGACACUUACAGACCAAACAUGAUCAGCAUUGGCUUCACACCUGGAUUGAGACCACUUGACUCUAGCAGCAGCAGUAGCAGCGGUGGAUGCGCAGGCGACAGCAGUGACAUAUUGUCAUCGUUCCCCACAUCAAUAACCACAGAGAAACAUGUCAAUGGUGAUUGGAAGUUGGCGCACGUCCCCAGCCAACUUGCUCGCAACAAUCAUCCAUUGGUCACUGGCAACAACAAUGCCAGUCGUAACAAUAGUUCACGAACGUUAAAGAGUGGCGAAGCCUAUGCCGUAGUGUUGUAUGACUUUGAAGCAGAUUGCCAUGACGAAAUGGAGCUUAUCAAGGACAGCAUCAUUGUGGUGUGUGAGCAGCCAAGCGAUGGAUGGUGGCACGGCCGACACUUGGACGAAGAUGAGCCACAGGUCUCAUCUAGCAGCGCCAGCACCAAUGCCAAGCCAACACGUGGCAUCUUCCCCAUGAACUAUGUUCGCAUCUUGGACGAGGAGGAGCACAGGACAUUGAGCGCCACGUUUGGAGGCGGAUGUGGCUCGUUCCAGGUCGCGCACUCACCAACCCCCAGCCCGCCACAGAUCAGCUUCGACCCCAACCUCUUCUUCUCAACAUCCACAACUCAUAACAAGAUCCGCAAGCUGUCUAGUCCCAAGGCAUCGGUCCACAUCAAGGUGUUCGUGCCACCUUUCAAUGAGCACACUGUCCUGCGAUUGAGCCAUAACUCCACCGUCAAGGAUGCCCUGCACAAGGUACUCCGCAAGCGCAAGCUACUGCAGGCGCUCGAGGGCUACAAGAUCCACUUCAAGAGAUGGGGCUCAUCAGAUCGAUCAGCCCUUCCAAUGGACAUGCCCAUCCUGAUGCUAAGCUCGAGCAAUGAUCGUCUUCCCAAGCGUGUCAUUGGUCUACGCUACAGCACUGUUAAGCGACAACAGAAUGAACAGCACAACAAACACAUCAUUGUACUCAAGACAUUAUUCCAAACCAUCAGACUCACCUGUGAUGCCAACAAAUCACAGGCAGAUCACUGGAUGCAAUCAAUCGAGUCUUCACCAGACUAUCUCCAAGACAAUCCUUACCUUCUCAAGCGCCAGAGGAAGAGACUGUUCACAUCAACAGAGUCACUGGAAGACAUGUUCGCAUUGGACAAACGCCAGUUACUCAAGGAUAUAAGGAAUAGAUAUUGUAAUAGAUAUUGCUCGGACUGUAAUGGACCUGAUCCUGAAUGGGCCUCUGUAUCAUUAGGCUGCUUCCUCUGUGAUGUCUGCUGCCAGAUACAUCAGUCCGUGCUUGGUCUACAAAUGUCAGAGAUAUACUCUGUCCUCUUCGAUGAUGCAAUCCAUGAGAUGAACAACCUCAAUAUCAUGCAAUCAAUUGGAAAUGCGGUGUCCAACGAGUAUUGGGAGUGUAGACUCAAGAAUAGGAAGAUAGAUGCCAACAGUCUGCCGGCGGAGAAGGAAGCAUUCAUCAAGUCCAAGUACCAGAAGAAGGAGUACGUUCCUCUGGAUCUAAACAUUCGUCCUCCAAUAGAAUGGUACCAGCAGAGUAGACCAACUACAUCCACCACCUCAUCAUCAUCUCAAAUGAGUGAAUAA
This is a messenger RNA of Acytostelium subglobosum LB1, 2097 nucleotides long. RefSeq lists its product as hypothetical. Bases 1 to 2097 code for a protein of 698 amino acids. The record is from RefSeq and is a predicted model, not a curated record. The transcript is spliced from 4 exons. Gene Ontology annotation, molecular function: protein binding; GTPase activator activity. Lineage: Eukaryota; Evosea; Eumycetozoa; Acytosteliales; Acytosteliaceae.